AUGCCCCCACCCAGCGACGAAGCACUGCGUGCCGUAACCAAAAUCCCCGGCAAUGGAAUCGGACCGCUAGUCACGAAUGCUGUCGAGAAGGUGAUGGAGGCGAUGCAGGCGCCGGUCUACUUCGAGAAGUACGAUGUCACCGGCAACAUGCCGAGGGUGCCAGAGGAGGUGAUUGAGUCGAUCAGGAAGAACAAGAUGUGUUUGAAAGGCGGGCUGGAGACGCCAAUGGGCGGGGGCGUUAGCUCGCUGAACAUGCAGCUCCAGCGAGAUCUCGAUCUCUAUGCUUCGUUGGUCAACUACUUCAAUCUGCGUGGCUUACAGACCAAGCAUGGCUUACAGACCAAGCAUGGCAACGUCGACAUUCUGGUGAUCAGGGAGAACACCGAGGGUGAGUACUCGGGGCUCGAGCACGAGAUCAUUCCUAGAGUUGUUGAAAGCCUUAAAGAAUCUGUUUAG
Messenger RNA from Rosa chinensis, 456 nucleotides. Its product is annotated as isocitrate dehydrogenase [NAD] regulatory subunit 1, mitochondrial. The record is from RefSeq and is a predicted model, not a curated record. Gene Ontology annotation, cellular component: mitochondrion. Lineage: Eukaryota; Viridiplantae; Streptophyta; Magnoliopsida; Rosales; Rosaceae. Gene Ontology annotation, biological process: tricarboxylic acid cycle; isocitrate metabolic process. Gene Ontology annotation, molecular function: isocitrate dehydrogenase (NAD+) activity. The transcript has 2 exons. The coding region runs from base 1 to 456 and encodes 151 amino acids.